AUGUUCCUGCGGGGCGGGCUGCACGGGGGUGAGGGCGGGGGACAUGGCGGCGACUGCGCGCCGCCGCCGAUUGUUCCCGGCUUAGGCCUUGGGCCGCGUGCGACGGGCACCGCGGCCGCGGAGCCCCCGCCCCUCUGGGCCGAGCUCGGGGGGGCUGGGGGACACAAAGGAGGGGCGGCGCGCCCGCGUCCCCGCCGCACUCGGGCCUGGGCGCCGCCGGUCGCCGCGCGGCUGCCGCCGGGAAACGGGUUGGGGGGGUUGCCGCGUCCGGCGGGGCCUGACUCUGACCCGCCGCCCCCUGGCGGCUACGCGGAGAAUCGCAGGGCCGCGCUCCCCCUUGUGCGACAUGUGCUGCCGGCCCGGGCUCCAUGAGCGUGGCGGGCACUUUGCAGUCUCGGGUGUUCCUGCCCGGUCUUCUGUUCCUAAACUGCAGCAAAGGGAAAAGGAACUGAAAAAGGCAGGCUCGUCGUUGCAAUAUCACCAAAAGAGAAAAUUAACGGCAUGCCGUCAGGACCACAGCAGUUGGAGAAACAACUCUUUAUCCCGGCUUGCAGCCACGAGGUCUUGAUUGGGGGAGGGGUGGUGAAGAAUAGUCUGUGGGCUGCUUUUUUUUUUCCUUUUACUGGAGCUGUACAGUGGAGUCGGUGAUUGCUGCUGAUCAUAAUCAAGUAUUUUAGGAGCUUAUUUAGACAUGUAUCUGAUAGCUAAGGAUUUUUCAACUUUAUUCUCUUACGUAUUUUUCAGCUGUACAUUAUUGGGCUUUUAAAUCCUGCUAGUAUUGCUCGACUCUUACUCUCACAAAUGGAUGGAAUUAAUUGCUGUUAGGAGGUUGGAAAAUAGCAAAUAUAGAUUUGGACGGUGGUAGUAAUUUUGAGCAAAUAAUGUUUUAUCUUUUUUUUCCUUAUUUUUCCCUAUUCCAGUCAUACACGUGGACCUAACUGCACCAGUAGCUUUUCUGAGAAUACUUGCUGAAAAGGAAGUUUUCUGGAAUGGGUAAGUGUAUUCUGAUUUUCUUGAACUUUUCUUAAAAACAAAUUUUUCUUGCUAUUAAAGUUGAAUAAACAGGAUUGGUUUCUUAGAGAGUAAAAGUAGGUGUUUCUUACUUUAGACAAUGUACCUUUUCUGAAAAACUAACUCAUUAAGUACGGAUUUGCCAAUUUUAAGGUAGUAAAAUUACAGUGUAAAUAUUCCUGUACGUUUUUGGAAACUGGCUUAUGCAGUUUACGAAAUAUAAUUUUAGACCCUCUUUUAAGUUGGGUGAUAAAGUAGAUAUAACCUGAGAUGAUAGAUUUAAACAGGAUAUUUACGUUCUGCUACAAUUGACUGAUAACACUUGAAGUGUAGUCUGAACAGUAAUUUUGUUAAUCAUUUCAACAAGUAUUUGCUAAGUGGAAGCCAGAAGAGGAGGAAAAUGUUUUGCCACGUGGAUGUGAAGAUUUCCUCUAAAAGGUACACAUGGACUAAAUUGCCUUUAAAUGUUCCAAAAUUAGUUCUCAUUUAUUUGCAGUCUCAUUUUGUUUUGUUUUUUUUCUUUAUGUGUCAAUCCAUUUGGGAGAGGCCAGCCAUUGGAAGAGCCACCACUUCCAGUGCUAGUUGGAUGGUUGGUUAUGAUUGCCUUCUGUAAAGAAUUCUUAAGGCAUAAAUACGUGUCUAAAUGGACCUCAUAUCUUUGAGAUAAUUAAACUAAUUUUCUCUACCCCAUUAGGGAUUAUGCCGAAUUUGUAUGGUUUAUAGUUGUUAGAGUUUGAGAUGUUAAUUCUAAUUAUCUAUUUCAAAUUUAGCAGGAAAAAAGAGAACAUCACCUUGUAAAACUGAAGAUUGUGACCAGUCAGAAUAAUGUCAAAGUGCUUACAGUGCAGGUAGUGAUAUGUGCAUCUACUGCAGUGAAGGCACUUGUAGCAUUAUGGUGACAGCUGCCUCGGGAAGCCAAGUUGGGCUUUAAAGUGCAGGGCCUGCUGAUGUUGAGUGCUUUUUGUUCUAAGGUGCAUCUAGUGCAGAUAGUGAAGUAGAUUAGCAUCUACUGCCCUAAGUGCUCCUUCUGGCAUAAGAAGUUAUGUAUUCAUCUAAUAAUUCAAGCCAAGCAAGUAUAUAGGUGUUUUAAUAGUUUUUGUUUGCAGUCCUCUGUUAGUUUUGCAUAGUUGCACUACAAGAAGAAUGUAGUUGUGCAAAUCUAUGCAAAACUGAUGGUGGCCUGCUAUUUCCUUCAAAUGAAUGAUUUUUACUAAUUUUGUGUACUUUUAUUGUGUCGAUGUAGAAUCUGCCUGGUGUAUCUGAUGUGACAGCUUCUGUAGCACUAAAGUGCUUAUAGUGCAGGUAGUGUUUAGUUAUCUACUGCAUUAUGAGCACUUAAAGUACUGCUAGCUGUAGAACUCCAGCUUCGGCCUGUCGCCCAAUCAAACUGUCCUGUUACUGAACACUGUUCUAUGGUUAGUUUUGCAGGUUUGCAUCCAGCUGUGUGAUAUUCUGCUGUGCAAAUCCAUGCAAAACUGACUGUGGUAGUGAAAAGUCUGUAGAAAAGUAAGGGAAACUCAAACCCCUUUCUACACAGGUUGGGAUCGGUUGCAAUGCUGUGUUUCUGUAUGGUAUUGCACUUGUCCCGGCCUGUUGAGUUUGGUGGGGAUUGUGACCAGAAGAUUUUGAAAAUUAAAUAUUACUGAAGAUUUCGACUUCCACUGUUAAAUGUACAAGAUACAUGAAAUAUUAAAGAAAAUGUGUAACUUUUUGUGUAAAUACAUCUUGUCUUGUUUUCAUUCAAAAACAUUUCACUUUUGGGGUUGCGUGUCAGAUUUGGCAGUAUAAAUUCUGGCUAUAUUUUUUGUUGUUAGAUUUAUUUGGCUGUUAAGUAUCGCGAUGUGACUAAACAUACUGUAUACGUGAUGAUCAUCUGUAAAGUUAGAAUAUACCUUUUUGCUUUCUUUGGAGUUAGUGUUAUUCCAGGAUAUUUUACUUAAUCUAAAAGUUAAUUUAUGUUGCUCAUAUAUUACUCAAGUAUUUAAAUUUAGAAUGCCGCUCUGUUUAAAGCAGUGUGUAAAGAUGGGUUUUUUUAAGCAUGGAAUUUAGGGUUGGGGUACAAUUUGUUUCUAUUAAGCGAGUACUAGUUUACCAAUACAUGAGUAACUGAAGUGUAACUGUUAAAUGCUUGUAUACUAGUUUUUCUUUCUGAUUGUCAGUGAUUUAUAAGCUAUAAAUGACCAAGGUCCUCAGACUGCUUUUAGCAUCUGCAACUUAAAAAAAUGGGAGUUAGAAAAAGAACAAAUGCUAAAUAGAGUAACAGUUAAAUGUAUGUGUACACUCUUCCCAAAUGCCAAGAGUGCAGCGGUGGGGUGAGAUUCAGAUAUUCAUUUAUUUCUAAGUCUGUAGUUAACAUUUAUGUUCCCUACUCCCUACGUAAGCCAGACUUUGGCAACAGUGAUAGUUGAUUCCAGGCUUAUUUGACUUAAAGUCACUGAAGUGGAAACUAAGAAGUGGCAGUUAGUGUUUUAUCCAACAUUUCUGCCUUCUCUCUUUUCUUCAUGUGUUUUUGUCUCUAGCCUAUGUGUAUCUGUGUAGAAUAAUGUGGGAUACCUGAAUAAUAGAUUUAAAAGGACCAAGUGGUAAAAUUGGACCCAAGCUGUACAGGCAAACUUGAUGUUUGAAAGAUAAGUUUUGAGAAAUGUCAUUGUAUUUUGGAGUAAAAGAGGCUAUCUUAGUAAUAUAAGAAAUAAACUUCCAUAACACUAGGUUAGACCACCCAGUAAAUCUAGAAAUCAGCUUUUAAAAAUAUUGUCUGAAGUCUAACAAAGUUUUCACCUCUAAUGUGUUCUUUAAGAAAUUUAAGGAACUUAAUCUUGGAUUCCUGAAUAGAAAGGUAAGAAUUCCAUCAUUCUGGAGUUGAUGAAAAGAUAAAUUUUCAGGAUGUGAAAUGAACAGUGAUUUAUAAAAUGGAAAUCAGAUUGUACAUUAGCAGAGUUCUUAAGCUUUUUGAAUUGAAGGAGACCUAAUAAUUGUGUCUUUUUGGUUAUUUAGUGACAAACGUGGCUUUAAAACUAUGCUUAAAAAGUUCCGGCUGGAUGCGGUGGCUCACACCUAUAAUCCUAGCACUUGGGGAGGCUGAGGCGGACGGAUUACCUGAGGUCAGGAGUUCGAGACCAACCUGGCCGACAUGGUGAAACGCUGUCUCUACUAAAAAUAUAAAAAAUUAGCCGGGUGCAGUGGCGUGCACCUUGUAAUCCUAGCUACUCUGGAGGCUGAGGUAGGAGAAUCACCUGAACCUGGGAGGUGGAGGUUUCAGUGAGCUGAGAUCCUGCCACUGCACUCCAGCCUGGGCGCAAGACCAAGACUUCAACGCAAAAAAAAAAAAAAAAGUUUCAUAAUACAGCAUGGUCUGGUAGUUUGCAAAAUGGUGUGCUGUGGUUAUAAGUGAGGAAAGUAUUCUGUUUUACAUUUGUCAGACUAUAUCAUUUUAUUUUAAAGCUUUUGGGGAGAUACACUAGCAAUUCUUUUAAAAAAUGGAACAGUGUGAUAGGAAGCCUGCUGGAUGAUUUCUUAAAUAUUCUAAAAUGUAAGUCAAAUAUGUUUUAAUAACAAAGACUUAAAUGGCUUUUCUCCCUAGAGACUGGAACUAGUAUUCAUUGUGUUCAGAACUUAAUUGGGCUUGAACUGAGAUUUAAAUCUAAUAAACAAGUUAAUAAAUGUGUAUGUUUUGUUGUGGGUUUGGUAGUGAUCUGUGGUUCUAUAGGGUUUAAUAGGAAUUGCUUUUGAUUUGUUUCUGGCUUUAGAAUGUGAGGCAAAUUUUACAUUCUUGGUUCUAUUAAGAUUUUCUUAGGCAUGCUAACAUGCCAAGAAAAAGCCAUGUAAGUAUUGUAUAAAAAGAUUCACAUUGUUAAUUUAGCCAUUUUGAAAUUCAGAUGAGUGAGCAAGUUGAUAAUGGCCUUAUCUCUGACCUGAGAAAAAACAGCUUUGACCCUUGUUCUUAAAAUGCUUUAACCUUGAAGUUGCUUGAGACUUAAGAGGUCAUGUUGCUUUAGGUUUAAUAAAUAGCCUUAACUAUUUGGAGGUGAAAAAAUGGGUCAACAUUUUUUUUUUUUUUUUUUUGGCGUUUGCAUGUACAACUUUCUAUUUUUAGCCUAUAUUUGGAAAGAAAGCACUUAACAUUUUAGGAAUUCUUUUUAAAGCUGCUUGCAAAGUAUUGGUGAUUUUACUGAAAACUUUUGAGAUCUUCAUUUUACAGGCAGACCUGUCUAACUACAAGCCAGACUUGGGUUUUCUCCUGUAGUUUGAAGACACACUGACUCCUGACAAAAUGCAGCCUGCAACUUCCUGGAGAACAACUCAGUGUCACAUUAAAGUUUAUUAUGUAUUUAAUGAUACACUGUUUAAUUGACAGUUCUGCAUAGUUUGUCUAACUUUAGAGAAUUAAGAGCCUCUCAACUGAGCAGUAAAGGUAAGGAGAGCUCAAUCUACACAGAGCCAGUUUUUAGUGUUUGAUGGAAAUAAGAUCAUCAUGCCCACUUGAGACUUCAGAUUAUUCUUUAGCUUAGUGGUUGUAUGAGUUACAUUCUUACUAAAGUCGAAAUUAAUGUAGUUUUCUGCCUUGAUAACAUUUCAUAUGUGGUAUUAGUUUUAAAGGUUUAUUAGGAAAAUGCACAUAUUCCAUGAAUUUUAAGACCCAUAGAAAAGUUGAAGAAUGCUUAAUUUUCUUAUCCGGUAAUGUAAACACACAGACACAACAUUGAGAUGUGCCUAGUUCUGUAUUUACAGUUUGGUCUGGCUGUUUGAGUUCUAGCGCAUUUAAUGUUAAUAAAUAAAAUACUGCAUUUUAAAGCUGUUAAGAAAUUGUCCAGAACGAGAAUAUUGAAAUAAAAACUUCAAGGUUA
Messenger RNA from Gorilla gorilla gorilla (western lowland gorilla), 5855 nucleotides. RefSeq lists its product as uncharacterized. The coding region runs from base 1 to 372 and encodes 123 amino acids. The record is from RefSeq and is a predicted model, not a curated record. The transcript has a single exon. NCBI's taxonomy places the organism in Eukaryota, Metazoa, Chordata, Mammalia, Primates, Hominidae.